This is a messenger RNA of Phycodurus eques (leafy seadragon), 1167 nucleotides long. RefSeq names its product G protein-coupled receptor 45 (gene gpr45). Gene Ontology annotation, cellular component: membrane. The transcript has a single exon. Bases 7 to 1167 code for a protein of 386 amino acids. Gene Ontology annotation, biological process: G protein-coupled receptor signaling pathway. The record is from RefSeq and is a predicted model, not a curated record. Gene Ontology annotation, molecular function: G protein-coupled receptor activity. Lineage: Eukaryota; Metazoa; Chordata; Actinopteri; Syngnathiformes; Syngnathidae.
GCCGCAAUGGCUUUUUGCAACGAAAGCCUGCUGGAAGGAUGCGACUUCAUGGAGCCGGACGACGCCGUUGAAGCCACAAGUAGUCCUCCCUCCGAACCCGGGACCCCUCUAAUAUCGGUCACCCUGCGCGUGACUCUGGCCGGCAUCAUGAUCUUCAUGAUCACCAUCGGUUUCCUGGGCAACGCCAUCGUGUGUCUGAUCGUCUACCAGAAGCCGGCCAUGCGUUCCGCCAUCAACCUCUUGCUCGCCACGCUGGCCUUCUCCGACAUCAUGCUCUCGCUCCUCUGCAUGCCCUUCACCGCCGUCACGCUGGGGAGCGCCGACUGGAGCUUCGGGAGCGGCUUCUGCCGCGCCUCCAUCAUGCUCUACUGGCUCUUCGUCCUGGAGGGUGUGUCCAUACUGCUCAUCAUCAGCGUGGAUCGCUUCCUCAUCAUCGUGCAGCGUCAGGACAAGUUGACCCCGCACAGGGCCAAGAUUUUGAUCGUGGGCUCGUGGCUGCUGAGUUUGUGCGUGUCCUUACCGUCCGUGGUAGGCUGGAGGACAGGCGCGGCGGGAGCAGGCGACGUCUGGGUGCCGCAGUGCGCGCUGGGAUACAGCGAGUCGGUGGCCGACCGCGCUUACACCGUCCUCUUGGCGGUGGCGGUCUUCUUCGCCCCCUUUUCUGUCAUGCUCUACUCGUACAUGUGCAUCCUGAACACGGUGCGCCGCAACACCCUGCGCGUCCACAGCCACGCCAGCGAGCCCUCCUGCCUGCCGGCCCUCAACCAAGUCAGCAAAAUGAGACUCAUCGGGCUGCAGAAACCCCCGCAGAUUAAGGUGGACAUGAGCUUCAAGACCCGCGCCUUCACUACCAUCCUCAUCCUCUUCGUGGGCUUCUCGGUGUGCUGGCUGCCUUACACCGUGGUCAGCCUCCUGGCCGUCUUCAGCCGCCGCUUCUACUACAGUCCCGCUUUCUACCCCACCAGCAUAGGCGCACUGUGGCUCAGCUACCUGAAGACGGUUUUCAACCCCAUCAUCUACUGCUGGAGGAUCCGAAAGUUCCGGGAGGCCUGCCAGGAGUUCGUUCCCAAGAGCUGCCGCCUGUGUCCCAGGGUGGCGGGCCGCAGCCGAAGGCGAGUGCGACCCAGCAACAUCUACGUCUGCAGCGAGACUCAGUCGGCUGUGUGA